This is a messenger RNA of Closterium sp. Naga37s-1, 645 nucleotides long. NCBI's taxonomy places the organism in Eukaryota, Viridiplantae, Streptophyta, Zygnematophyceae, Desmidiales, Closteriaceae. The record is from the annotation of a GenBank genome assembly.
AUGCUUCUUCACACCCCAAACCCCACCUCCCCCUCUCUUCAUCCUUCACCCCCCCUCCCUCCUAUCACUUCAUCAUUCACCGGCCUGUCUCCUGUUCCUCUGUUCACCAUCCUCACUCUCCAUGCUUCCCCUCAAUCUCUCUUUGUUCCUCCACCCCUCACAAUCCCCCCUUCCCUUCUCUCACCACCCCACCGCCUCUAUCUCAUCCUUCACCACGCAUACUCCUCUCCCUCCAUCCUCCACCACCUUCCCUCCCUCCCCACCACUCAUGGCAACCGCUCUACCUCUCUCUCCACCAUCCUCCACCGUCCUCCCCCUCACCGCACCACUCACCACCACUUUUCUUCGCAAACCACGAGGUUUUACAGAGCAACUAACCAGGCGAUCCCACCGCAUCCGCGUGCGUCUCACCUGAAGCUCCAGAUUUUCCCUCUUACGCUUCAGGUGGAUUUCCUGAUGGUUCAGAUGUUCUUUCCGUUGCUUCAGGUGUUCCUCCAGGUGUCUCAGGUGGAAUUCUUCCUCUUUCAGGAGCAUCUCCCUCUGUUUCAGGUUGAACUCCUGCUGCUCGUUCUGUUGCUUCAGGUAAUCCCCCUGCUGUCUCAGGAGAUCCUUCUGUUGCUUCAGGUGUUCUUCCUGCCACUUUAA